Engraulis encrasicolus (European anchovy) is the source of this 7388-nucleotide messenger RNA. RefSeq names its product zinc finger protein 865 (gene znf865). The transcript is spliced from 3 exons. The record is from RefSeq and is a predicted model, not a curated record. Bases 1307 to 5992 code for a protein of 1561 amino acids. Lineage: Eukaryota; Metazoa; Chordata; Actinopteri; Clupeiformes; Engraulidae.
CCGAAUGUCUGACCGGAAACGACCGCUUUGAAGUGAAGCGAACAUAAGUAUUCAUAGGAAGACGGGGACAGCAAAAUUGACACGGGGCGGAAAAUAUUCCGCUGAAAAAACACGUAAAAAUGAAUGGAUAGGAAUAAUGAGGACGUUUUGGCAAAAUAUUGCAGGUAAAUGAGCAAUACACCGGCAAGUGCGCAUGCAAGCAAAAAAUACUCGACAUCUCAAAGAUAGCUAGCCCAGCGGAAAUUGGGUUUGGUUAACGGGUCGAAAACAGAGCUGUCGUCGGGCCGAUGGGGAGGCCUUCGAGGUGUUUUUCGGCUGGAAGAAGAAAAUGACCUGCUAACCCGAAAUCGGAUACCGCCUUUAUUUUUUGCGUUUAACAUCGCCGAUGUGGUAUCAAGAAAUGUGAUUAAAGAAGAAAAUCGACUGCCCCCCUUCCCUACACCCCCUUUUAAAAUUCUGCGUUCAACCUCCUGCUGUGGAGCAUCAGGUUCGGAUCUCUUGACGACCCGCCAAAGCUUCAGAUUCCACAUGUACUCCAUGGACCGGUGAAGAAGCCCAGGCACCCAAGUGGAGACGUGCUGCGCCGGCGCCUGGUCUACUGGGAGAAGACUGGAGGGCUGCCUGCGUGGUUUCAAGGACAUCCUGGACUCUGAACUUUCACAAGGCAACCAAGGAGAAUUCUAACGUUGGCAAGAUUAAGUUCGAACAGUUGAUUCACCUGCAUUCCAUGAACCUAAUCAGGUUUCAGAAAUGAUUUGCUGUAGACACUAACUGGACACGUUAAGACACUGUGCUCAUUAUUAAGAGUGGUGUGUGUUCUUUUUUUAUCUGAACAUAUCUUAUUUUUUUGUUAUUUAAUCCAUGCCUUCUGUAGGAACAUUUUAAUUGACUCAAGGACAACUUUUAAUCAGAAAGCACAGAAGGCAAGCAUAUUGAUAGGACCCACAAUAAUCAAAUGAAUCAUCAAACAUAGUUAUCCCUCAAGACUGUAGUAUCCUCCUUAUAUCAUCCUUUUAUUUAUAGCAUUAUUCUUCUCGACCUAUACGGACAGUCACCAUAAAAAAAACCCUCCCCCCUGCCCUUUUAACGACCCCCACUUUUUUUUUAGUUGAUUUUUAUAUUUUCCAUUUACUGCAACUUUCCCUUGGGUAGGUUGCACCUGAACAUUUUUUUACUAGACAUAUAUCGGAGACAAUUGUUUCUUGCUCAUUUGAAAAAGUGGAGGCGAAAAAUUCUCCUCUAAACAAAAAGGGUGGGCCAAGGGACACAGCCCCGUUAGUGGCCCCCCUAACGGAGCUCGCAGGAAAUGUUCCAGUUCGGUAAAUACCCAAUGGACAUUUUAGAAAUGCUGAGCGGACAUCAGGCUCACCAGUUCAAAGGCCUGGGUUUGGAGAGGCAAUUGCAGCACCAGCAGCAGGUUCAGCUACAGCAGCAGCUACAGCAACAGCAGCAGCAGCAGAGCGAGGCCUCCGUUCUCUCCGGCCUGGGGCUUGGCUCCCUGCAGAGCUCCAGGAGUAAUGCAUUCGCCGACUCCUCCUCCAUAUUUGCCAAAAUGAGCGCACCCCCUCCCCCUAUUCCCCAGCAGUCUCAGUCCUCCUCAUCACAGAGCUCGAGAAAGUCAAGCAAGAUGAGCAGCAGCAGCGGCAGCGGAAGCUCCUCGUCCUCCGGAUACCAGUUCUUGCGCCCCUUUCACCCUGCAGACGCUCUGGCCCAGGAGCAGCUGCACUCUGGAAUGGGACGCUUCGAUUUUGGGAGUGGAAGCAGCAGCAGUAGCUCAGGCGUACUCACAUCUGCUCCCCCGCCCCCACCUCUACACCCUGGCCUGUCUGUCCCUCAGGCGUCCCCUGGGCCAUCCUCCUCCUCACCCUCGCCCUCCAGUUCCACCUCCACCUCCAACAACCCUGCCAGCAGCAGCAGCACUGUGGCACCAAGUUUACACCAGCAGUUCAGCUGCAUGCUAGCUGCCAACCAGUACUAUCUCUCUGGAGUGCCAGCAAACGCCAGCUUGGAGCAGUUCCUGGUACAGCAAGGCUCCCACAACCAUCUGGGAUUGGGCCUGGGCCAAGGGGCAGGAGAGUCCAAUUCGGGCUUGGCGCCACCCCCAGCUCUCCACCCAUCACACUCCCAUGCUCACCCGACGACUCAGCCCCCACCCCAACAGCAACAGUUGCCACCCCACGCCUUAUCCCACCCCCAUUCCCAUUCCCACUCUCACCACCCUCUACACCCAGCCUCACAGCCCUCAUCUUUGGGAGGCUUUGAUUUCCAAGGCAUUCCCGUGCUCUCCUCCAACCAGCUAGCUUCCCUAAUGCAACAAGAGGCAGCCUCAGGCUUGCCGCUUCCCUUGCCACUUCACCUGUCCGUGUCCAAGGAUGAAGGGAAGGGAGAGAGUAGCUCUGGGGGAGGAGGGAGUGGAGGUAGUGGCAGCAGGAGAAAGAAGGCCAUGGCCGGCUACCUGCCCCAGAGAAAAACAGACGGCAGCAGUAGCACUAGUGGCAGUAGCAGUAACCCUAGCUGCCACAGCAGCUCCACAGGGCAUGGGCAUAACACUGCCUCUGGCCUGGUUGGAGGAGGUGGAGGGUCUGGAAUGAGGGGUCACGGUGGAGAUCCCUCAUCCAUCCUCUCCUCUACACAAUCCUCCUCUUCUUCAACUGUCUCCUCCUCCUCUUCCUCCGCCCCGUCCUCUAGCUCCGCCUCAGUCCUAGUUACCAAUGUCUCACAACUCCCUAAACAACAAGACAACCAAUCUUCCAACAUGACUCCCUCUGCUCCCUCACAACCCGAGCCAGAGCCCUUGUAUCACUGUGGAGAGUGUGGCAAGUCUUUCACCCAUCUCCCUAGCCUGCGCAGACACAUUAGGACCCACGGAGACGUAGAGGGUACCACCAGGGGCGGCAGCUCUAGCCAUCAAUCCGACACAAGCCUCCCUCACUCAACUCAGGAUGGCCGCGGUCACCACCGUGAGCAGAACCAGCAGUCCAAUCCCGACCCGACAUCAUCAUCCUGCCCAAGCCCAGAGAGGACCUACUCUUGCCGGGAUUGCGGAAAAGGCUUCAAGAAAAGAGGGCACCUCCUGCAGCACGGAGUCAUUCACUCAGGGGCACGUCCCUUCAACUGUGGAAUAUGUGAGCGGUCUUUCAAUCGCCGCGAGUCCCUGACCAGACACGAGAAGAUCCACGAGGAGAAGCCCUUCCGCUGCCCGGCAUGCGGCCGCUGCUUCAGGGAAAGCACCUCCCUGCUUAACCAUGCAGCCUCUGGCACCUGUGGAAAACCAAGUAGGCGCUCUAGAAGCAGCGAUGGAGGCAGCUCUGUGAAUUCCGAUGGAAAGUCAGGAGACUAUCACGGCAGACAUAGUGGUGGUGGUGGUGGUGGUAGUGGCAGUGGAUCAGGGAUGAACUACAAAUCUGAGGGUGGUAUGUACCAGCAAGGAAGAGGUGGAGGGUCCGGCUCAAGCACCAAGACAGAGGGGAAAUAUGGCUCCGAUUACAGCUCCAGGAAUCGUUACCAGUCCUCGUCGUGCAGAGUUGACGAUUACCGUCGCCAGCAGGGAAAUCCAUCUCCUUGUUAUUCUGCCGAUGGCUCCUGCAGCAGUGGCAUGACCAGCGCAACACUCCGAAAAGCUCCCCUUGCGCCCACCUUGCACCCGCAUCCUCAGAACCAGCAGCACCACCACCAUAAUCAGCAGCAACACCUUCCCCUCUCCUCCCUCCUGGAUGACUCUGAAGAUGAAGUCACCAGCAGUGCCAUGUCCGCCAUAGCCGCUGCAGCCGCUGCAUCAUUGCCUGCGGAACUCAACAGCGAAGGUCGUGAGGAGAGGAGAGACAUCAUUGGAGGUUUGCUGGGUGGACUUGGCUUCGGAAACAUGAGCGGCAGUGGCCCAUCCUCAACGUCUGAAAUGAACAAGUCCUCCUACAGAUCAGGAAGUGGUGGGAGUGGCCAGUGCAUGAGUGGAUCCAUGAUGCCUCUUUCCCAUCCGAAUUCAAACGACCCCAAUGGCAAGCCCAAGCGCCCCAGAAAGCCCAGGCAAAAGAGAGAGCUGAAGCCUGGUGAAGUUCCCAUCAAACGUCGACGCCGUUAUUCGAGUGGGCCGCGUGGUGAAGGAGAGAGACCAUACAUUUGCAUCUCUUGUGGCCGUGGUUUCAGCAGACGUGAAACCCUCCGUCGCCACGAGCGAGUGCACACUGGUGAGAAGCCGUUCCACUGUGAUGUUUGUGGGAAAGACUUCAGAGAGCCGUUCCACCUCACCAAACACCAGACCGUUCACUCGGGUGCGAAGAACUUCAAAUGCAGUCUCUGUGGCAAAGAGUUUGGCUAUUCCCAGAGCUUGAAGAGACACACAAAACUACACAUGAAGGGGGAUUUUCGGCCAAGAAAGAGUAACACUAAGAGCAACAACAACAAUGCUGCUCAAAACCACGGAGGAGUCAUCAGCCAGCAUGGCGAUCAAAAACACUCGAGCUCGUAUUACUCGUUUCCACAGAGUAAGGAUUUCCAAGGGAAUGACUCCAGCUCAGGAAACCAGACCCCUGCUCGACUCUACACCUGCGAAAUCUGCUGGAAAUCCUUCCGCCACCACUUCCACCUGACUGCCCAUCACCAAACAGUCCACGAAAAUGGAGGCGAAAAGCUCUUUUGCUGUGAGGUGUGUGGAAAAGCCUUUGCAUACUCCAACAGCCUGGCCCGUCACAGGUUGUCCCAGCACGGCCUCUCCCAGCCCCCUUCCAACCAGUCAUCCAGUGGAGGGGGAGGCAACGGACCUGGUAGUGGAGGUGGUGGCAGUGGUGGAGGGGGAGGUGGCGGCGGCAGCAGUGGAGGUAGUGGUGGUGGAGGCGGCGGCAGCAGCAGCAGCGGUGGCGGCGGAGGUGGUAGCGGCAACAGUUCCGUGCCUGAAAGUGAGGCAGCAACCAAUGCCCUCCUCCACCUAGCCUCAGACAAUGGGUCCCAUGGGAGCCAGCAGCAGCAGUCGUCCCACUCCAACCUGUCCCACACCCACAACCUCUCCCAGCCAGCUGGCUACUCCCCCCUGUUCUAUGAUCCCGCAACCGGGCCCAAUACCUCCAGCUCCAGUGCGUCCUCUCAGCACCACUACUCCCCCGGUGGCCACCACUCAAGCCAUCAGCAGUCAUCGCUGGGGUUAAAAGGUGAGCAUGGGGGUUAUCAGGGGAGCUCGUCUAGUAGUGUCCUGAGUCCCGCUCCUCCUCUAAUCCCAAUCUCCUCUGCCCAACAGCAGCAGCAGCAGCAGCAGCAUCACCACCACCAACAGCAGCAGCAGCAGCCGCAUCCUUUUCAGUUGCCCCCCCUCCAGUCCCAAAAUCCGUCUCAGCCGUCGGGGGAAGCCACGCUUCCCAAGAAAAAAAAAAAAAAGAAGAUUAGUCUGAUCAGCAGGGGGUCCCUCGUGGGCUUCCUGAACCAUGAGAACAACAAAAGAUACAGACAAAUUCGACGAAGGAAGCGUAGGCUUCAGAGACAGCUGAGACGGAAGAAGUACAUCCUGGCCAAGAUUCUAAGGUCCAGGAACGGGACUGGUGGGGGGGUUACGUGGCGCGUUGGGCGCCUAACCUUCACCGGGCUGAGGUCGUUGGAGAUCCAAUUGAAACGCUUCCCGUGCCCGCUCUGCCCCAGCACCACCUUCAGCCGCCAGGCUAGCCUGCUCGUCCACCUCGCGAUCCGCCACCCACCGAGGACCACCGGCCGGAAGGCCCGACUCCGCUGCACCAUCUGUGGGAAGCGCUCGCGCCGGCUCCUGCGCGCUCUACGCCACAGAGCCUUCCACCUCAACCAGGGCUGCUUCGCGUGCCCGCGCUGCCCCGCGCGCUUCUGGAACCCCGCCCUGCUGGAGAGGCACAGAAUUGCAUGCUGGCGUGUGGGCCCCGCCCCCGUUGCCAUCGGCAACAACAACUGGGGCCUGAAGCUGCAGGUGUCCUCUAAAGUGACAGCUGCCGCUGAGGCCCAGAGCGAGAGAUCAACUGUGGUGACUGAGUACAGGCACUAAAUAUUUUUUUAAGUAAAGGGUAAAUGGAGAGAAAAAAAAAACACAACAAAGAGAAAAAAAAAGACCUAAGAUGUUUAGGGUGUUUUUAAGAUGAUGGGGGAGUGGGGAGGGAAAGGAUGUAGGUGUUGGGAAGGAAGACAUGUCUCUAGAUAUUAUACUUCACCAUUAAACAUAAACUUUUCCGGCCUGCACCUAAAAGCAACAUCCAAUUUAAAAUGUGGAGCUCUAACUUGGAUUCCUCAAAGGGGAAAGUACUCUAGUAUGUGUGAGUGUUUUCGUAGCAUCUCUGUCCUUUUUAGAUGCAUUCACCAUAUCCUUUUUUGUAACAUCUGUUUAGCGGUAAUGAAUGCGUUCAAAUAUGAGUGAAUUAAUCCAAACAGUACUGAUUUUAUUUUUUCCUGUUUAGUUUUUCCCUUGUUAUUCAAACCGUAUAGUCUCUGUCUUUCCUUUGAUAAGUGUAGUUUUUCUGUUUAUCGUGGAAUUGUGCUUUUUUUUUCUCCGUUGUUUUUGUUUUUGGGUCAUUUUGUAUUGGCCAAUGUUGAGUCGAGAGAGGUAAAGGGGGUGGGUGGAGAAGGGUCAGUCUUUGAGAGAAAAAAAACGAUAAAAAAAAAAAACAUUGUAGUCUGAUCAUUGAGGAUAACACGUUUAGACACUGUUGUUGUGAAGCUUAAACUCUGUGAAAAACAUACUCCCUCAUCAAAGAAUCCCAAAACAAGACACUUAUCCCUUUCUCACUUCACUGAAAUAAGAAAUCAUGAAAUCAAGAAAUCAUGUGCAGAAAAAUAACAGCAUUGUGAUCGGAGAUGGAUUGAAUCGGCGGAUUGAGGCCAUUUUUUGUCUGAAUCUGUGAUUUUUUUUUUUAAAUAAAGGAAAACAAAAGAGAAGGAAAGCAACCAUGGGCCUGAAUAGGUGAAACCGGUCCAAACAGCCUGUUAUCAAGGUUUGGAACACCAGAGAUGGGAUCAGCCACCCUGUACUGUACAAUUCGUAUUAUAUUUUAUUAUAUUAUUGUGUUUUUGUUUGUUUUUAUAUUCCAAGUAUAAAUUCUUUUUUUAAUCAUUUUUACUCUGUGAUGGCUGGGUGGGUGGGAUAUGACCUUGGGGGGUGUUAUCCGUGUUAAGACGAGGGGUAUAAGUGUAUCCAUGUGAUAUUUUGGUUUUAUUUUUUUUUCUUCCUCUCCCCUCCCCUUCUGGAUUUGUUUGUUCUAGUCUCCCAACACGACCAUAUCCACACACAUGACCUGUAGUUCCCCCCCUUCAUCUCUCCCCUUUUCUUCCUCUGUAAACUAAAAAAAUACGAACUAUAAAUACUAAACGACUAUCCUCUUUUUUUUGUUCCCCCUAAACCUACAAAAGAUGUUCAGACCCUCUUGAAAUCAAAUAAAAACGCAAAAGGA